This is a messenger RNA of Homalodisca vitripennis (glassy-winged sharpshooter), 2934 nucleotides long. RefSeq names its product sperm flagellar protein 2-like. The transcript has a single exon. The coding region runs from base 12 to 2930 and encodes 972 amino acids. Lineage: Eukaryota; Metazoa; Arthropoda; Insecta; Hemiptera; Cicadellidae. The record is from RefSeq and is a predicted model, not a curated record.
GAAAUGAUGAUAUGCAAAAUGAUCUGGAAUUGGAAGUUUUACCAACAAACAUUUUAGAAAUGUUGUAUAAGGACCAAGAAAUUUAUAAAGAGUUUAUUUAUGAUUCUUUUGAUAUAACAACUAUAAAGAAACUGGCGAGAAUGAUACUUAACGACGAUGGUAUCGAAGCUACUAAUUCAAUUGAUUUGUUUGGAGAGGAAUUUCUGAAUAAAUUGACAAAAGGUAAACAAAAAGAUCAGAAGAGAAAGAAAUCUUUACCAAGCAAGAAACAAAAAUUAGGAAACAAUGACAAGAAAAAGGGUAGAAAAAGUAAAAAUAUCAGUGAGCCGUUAGAAACAAAUGUUGAAGAUAUUACUAAAACUAAUGAAGAAGUUACCAAUUUGGAAAAUAUGGAUAUAAAAACUGAGACCACAACUGAAUUUGAUUUGCAGUCAAAAGCCAUAAAUCCUGGAGAACAAGACUGGCAAUACAUUUCACUACCCAUUAACAAUCAAAUAGCAGUGUUGCUUGCGACAGAGUGGGAAAAUAUUGAAAAUUGCUAUAUAAACAAUUUGUUAGACAUUUUUUUUGAAAACCGUAUGAUUAGUUUACGUCUUGUUCCAUAUUCAACUUAUGUCCAAGAGGAAGUGAAAACAGUUAUGAACAAAGAUGACUUAAAACAAAAUGUGGUAGAUGUUUUUCAAAACUAUUAUAACAAUAUAGAAAGACACUUGCGUGAACUACCUGAUGUGAAAAACCAACUGCAUUGUAAGGUACUUGAAAUGCAACAAAACCUCUGGCAACUAGCUGAUGACAAGAAAGAAGAGACAGAGAGUAAAAGACAGGAAGUGAUAUUUCAAAACUGGUUAGUUACUCAGUUGUGCAUGUUAAUAAAUAACUACUUAUCCUUUGUUCAAACAGAACUAACCAGAUCAAUAGAGACUAUGAAACUAAUUAAUGACUAUUAUCUUAGCAUGCUUAAUAGAGAUCUCCCAUCUAAUAUUAAUUUGCAAACAUUAAAUUUAGAUAUUACUAAACUUACAGAAGAAGCAUUGUUACUUGUUCAGGAUGAGUCGGCGAUAAGUUUAAACUUGAGGAAUAAUAGUCUCUUUUCAUCAAGUAGUUAUAGUCAGAAUACAAAAGAAAACAAAAACAAUUUUGUGGCCCAAAGCUUGAUCAACUGUUCCGAGAACGAGGACGUUCUAAAACUGCUCAGGGUUCAUAUAAACCAAGAAAUUCUUAAAGCAAUGAAUAUUCUUACUUCCACUUCAACAAUAUUUUACAAUCAAAUAAAAAUGGAAGAAAAUUUAUUGGUGUCUGCUAAUAAAAAGCUUGCAAAAGAGAAACAAUCAACAAAAUCAAAGAACACACCAAAGCAGAGUUCUGAAAAGAAAAUGAAAAUGAGUACAAUCUCAAAACUCAAUGGUAAAGAUGAGUUUAACAAAUCAGGUGUAGAGGGCGAGUUGUUGUUAUUGGAAUGGAGAUUUGUAAUAGAUACAGAAAUAAAAAGAUUUAAUUUUCGUAUGGACUUGAUUGAGACUAGAGCCAAUGAAGAUAUAAUGGAAUUUUACUGCUAUCUUGAAUCUGUUUUUUGUGAUUUACACAGUUUAAUUCUAUCAAGAUAUUCAACAGAAAUUCAAAACAUCAAUGAUUUGUGUGAAUAUAUAAAGUUUGCUAUUGAAGAAGAGAUAACAUUAAAUCUACCUAUAGUUUUGAGUAGAAAAAGCUUUUUCAUAAACAUAGUUAAAGGAUUAAAGGCAGAGUUGGUUCCUGAAGUAAAAGAACUCUAUGAAGUAUCAAGCGAUUUUAGUUUUACAAUAAAUCAGUUAAAACUGUUGCUACAUAUAUUUAAAAUUGCAGGUCCCAAUGGUAUCAUUAGAAAACAACCAUUUUGUUACAUUAUUCAAGAUUUAAUGUUGUUUAAUACCGGGGACCAUCAGCCACAUUUGCCAAAAAUGUGGAACAAGCUUAGUGAAUCUGAACUGAUAUUUUUGAUUGAUCAAAUGUUUGGGUCAGAGUUUGCAAUAGAUUGGAGAGAUUUCAUCAUUUAUAAUCUGGACAUAGAUUAUCCCAGUAUUUGUGAUAUUUUGUCUUUGAGGGAACAGUUCUCACUGUUUGAUCCUGAUAACACAGAAGUUGUUUCAUUAGAGAGAUUUGCAACAGUUAAACUUUGGUUUGAAAACCAUUUACCUGGUUCCCCCCAUGAAGGUCUACGUAUUAUGUUAAUAAAACAACUGCUGGUUGAUAUGUUCCGAGUGGAUGAUAACAACAUUAAUUAUACAGCUUUACUCCUGUAUUUUUGUAAAGACUAUGAUCCAAAACUUGGAUUAAAAAAAGCUCUCAGUUUAUCUUUGGGGAAAAAUGUCAUUAUUUCUACAGAAGAAGUUAAAGAGUUAUUAAAAAAUGAGGAAGAAAUAAAGGAUGCGGUUCAUAGUAUUUUAUCAAAUAUAAUAGCAAGUAUCAUUCUCAAUAGAGAAGGUGUUGUAAUAAAUGAAAUAUCGGACACAGAAUCUGAAACAAAUGUAAGUUUUAAUGAAUUAAAUGAAAACUACAUAAUAAGUUCCCCACUAAGCUCUAUAGUAAGCAGUGAUAAAAGCAGUACACAAUCAAAUUUAUCAAAAGAUGAAGCUGAAAGUGCAAAGAAUUCAUCGGUGCUGCCAAUGUUUUUCAAUAGCAAGCAAGUGGAAGAUGAAAGAUCAUGGACAUCCAGAAUUCCAGUUUCUACAGUAAUUAGUGUAUUUAAUGCUUCUUUUCUCAAUCAAGACAAAACUUAUUCACUAAGGAAUAUUUAUCUCCACUGUUUAGAAGAUGAAGCUGAUGAUGACCAUAUGAUUGAAGCUCCAAUGUUAGUAAAUUUAAGAUGUAUACAAAAAAUAUUUGCAUUAACAAACAAGUUUAAAAUAUCAUUACCCAAAAAAAUAUUUGAGCUUCUGAAUAAAACUGAAUUUUGAAGUA